AUGGGUGCUAAUAUCCUGGAAUCUAAUGUAAGCACCAACUUCACUCCCGGCGGCUACACGGGGACAGUCCACGAAACUGGAGCGGCUCACCCGGGCUAUAUGAUGGUGAUUCUUGCCGUGCUUAUGAUUAUUCUGGUAGUUGUGGUUGUGGCUGGCAACGCACUUGUUAUCCUGGCUUUCAUUGUUGACAAGAGCCUACGAAAUCAAAGCAACUACUUCUUCCUCAACCUUGCCAUUUCUGAUUUUCUUGUUGGUGCAUUCUGCAUCCCUGUAUACAUCCCCUACAACCUGACAGGCCGCUGGGUGCUGGGCAGAGGUCUCUGUAAGCUGUGGCUCCUCAUGGACUACUUGCUCUGCACUGCCUCUGUCUUCAACAUAGUCCUCAUCAGCUAUGACCGGUUCCUCUCCGUCACCAGAGCAGUGAAAUAUAGAGCUCAGCGGAGCAUGACCCACCAUGCUGUGGUGAAGAUGGUGGCUGUGUGGGUGUUGGCCUUCCUUCUCUAUGGCCCUGCUAUUAUCUUCUGGGAGCUGGUUGUGGGUAAAAGCAUCGUCCCUCCUGACGAGUGUUUCGCUGAGUUCUACUGCACCUGGUACUUCCUACUCAGUGCGUCUACGUUUGAGUUCUUCACCCCCUUUAUCUCUGUGACCUUCUUCAACCUGUGCAUCUACCUGAACAUCCAGAAGAGGAACAAGAGCAGGGCUAUCCGUAAGGAGGACACCAAGGCACACAGGGACAGGGGCAGUCUCAGGGACGGGGGUGCUACCUUGUCUGUGUUUUUUGUCAAGACUCGCAAAGUAUCAUCGAGCGAGCCAACCGCUGUUUCAGAGGUGAUAGAGGAGGACGAGGAACUGUCACCAUCCUCCAGUGGGGAGCCCAGCAGUGGACACACCUUCAUUCAGAGAAACAAGGGCCCUUCCUGCAGGAAAACUUCCAGGCUCCUCCAAUUCCAGGCCCCCAUCGUGCCAUCCAGCAGGAGCUCAGAGGGCUCCCGCCUCUCCCGCGACAAGAAGAUUGCCAAGUCGCUGGCCAUUAUAGUGUGCAUUUUCGGGAUCUGCUGGGCACCUUACACCCUACUGAUGAUAAUACGAGCGGCCUGUAGCGGGCGAUGUGUGGAGCACUACUGGUACGAGGUGACGUUUUGGCUCUUGUGGCUGAACUCUGGUAUUAACCCUUUCCUUUACCCUCUCUGCCACAGCAGCUUCCGAAGGGCCUUUGCUAAGAUACUGUGCCCCAAGCGUCAGUCUGUCCAACCUCACAUUGAGAUCCAGUCUUGCUAGUGAUGCAACGUAUGGCUGGCUGGGA
This is a messenger RNA of Oncorhynchus masou masou (cherry salmon), 1303 nucleotides long. RefSeq names its product histamine H3 receptor. Gene Ontology annotation, molecular function: G protein-coupled acetylcholine receptor activity; G protein-coupled serotonin receptor activity; histamine receptor activity. The record is from RefSeq and is a predicted model, not a curated record. Gene Ontology annotation, biological process: chemical synaptic transmission; G protein-coupled receptor signaling pathway, coupled to cyclic nucleotide second messenger; adenylate cyclase-inhibiting G protein-coupled acetylcholine receptor signaling pathway. The transcript is spliced from 3 exons. Gene Ontology annotation, cellular component: plasma membrane; synapse; dendrite. The coding region runs from base 1 to 1278 and encodes 425 amino acids. NCBI's taxonomy places the organism in Eukaryota, Metazoa, Chordata, Actinopteri, Salmoniformes, Salmonidae.